UUCGCUCGACGAAAAAAGAGGGAAGAGGACAAGCCGAUCAGAAGAAGAAAGGUAAGCCAACACAACCAACGUCGACUCAGUCAAAAGAAGAUGGGACGACGAGCAAAGAACAAGCAGCCGCCUCCGGCGCCGUUCCGGGAACCUGGAUCCGCAAAGAGGGGAGCAGGACCGAAGAAGGGAGCAUCGGCCAGGUCUCAGCCUGCUGCCGCCAAGAAGGGAGCUGUUCCUGCAGCGCCGCUGUCCAAGAUCAAUGGAAAGGGGAAGCGCAAGGCCGACGAGUCUGACGACGACAGUCAAGACGAAUCUGUCGCUAGAGAACCGAAAAAGCUGGCAAGGACUUCAGCAAAGUCUGGUCUGAAAGAAGAGCGAGCCUCCAUCUUUGACGAGGACGAGGAAGAUACGGACGAGGAGGAGGAAGAGGAUGACGAUGACGAGUUCGAAGGACUGGAUGCCGUUGAUCUUGAUGGGAGCGACGAAGAGGACGAAUCAGACGACGAGGUGGAGUAUAGCGAUGUCGACGAAGACGCGCAAGGCGGCAGUGAACGAGACAGCGAAGAGGACAUUGCCGGCGAGGUCGAUGAUAGAGAGGGAGCCGAGCCAUUGGACACGGACGAAGAGAUGGCGGCCUUGGGCCUGCCAAAGAAGGGCACGAAGCUGAGCAACAAGCAGAGGAAGAAGGCGCUGGCAGAAGCGGAAAGGCUGGAAGAGUUGCUCAAGAGUCAGGGUCACUCGCUCGAGGAUGACGACGAGGCAGGGGAUCUAGAUGCCGACGACUUCGAGGGAGCUCUCCAAGAAGGCGGCGCUGAUGAGCAGGACGACGAUGAAGAGGACGAUGAUGAAGAGGAAGGCGAGGGAGAAGAGGAGGAUGAGGAUGAAGAAGGCAUGAAAGAUGACUUCAUUCUCCCGACGCUGGAGGACCGACUGCGGGAAAAGGAGCAGGGCGCGGACCUGCAGGUUGUGCAAAUGCGGAUUCACGAAGUUGUCGCUGUGCUCAACAACUUCAAGAAGCUCGCCACCGACGGCCGGAGCCGAAGCGAGUACGUGGAUCAGCUCCUCGACGAUGUCUGCAACUACUACGGCUACAACCGUUUCCUGGCUGAGCGCUUCUUCAACAUGUUUACGCCAUCAGAAGCUAUCGAGCUCUUUGAGGCAAAUGAGACACCGCGGCCCGUCACAAUCCGCACCAACACGCUCCGGACCCGACGCCGUGACCUUGCGCAGGCUCUCAUUAACCGAGGUGUCAAUUUGGAGCCAAUUGCGGGCAAGUGGACCAAGGUCGGAUUGCAAGUGUUCGAGUCGACGGUGCCGAUUGGUGCGACGCCAGAGUACCUCGCAGGUCACUACAUCCUCCAGGCCGCCUCUUCCUUUUUGCCCUGCAUCGCACUCGCUCCGCAGCCCAAUGAGCGGGUCCUGGACAUGGCUAGCGCGCCCGGCGGCAAGUCGACUUACUUGUCUGCGCUUAUGCAGAACACCGGCGUCGUCUUCGCAAAUGAUUCCAACAAGGCGCGAACGAAGAGCUUGAGCGCAAACGUUCAUCGCCUGGGCUGCAAGAACGUCGUUGUCUGCAACUACGACGCGCGACAAUUCCCUAAAGUGAUCGGAGGCUUCGACCGUGUGCUCCUCGACUCGCCCUGCUCCGGCACUGGCGUCGUCUCGAAGGACCCCAGUGUCAAGGCGAACAAGUCUGAGAGGGAUCUGCAGCUUCUAACGCACCUCCAGAAGCAGCUGCUCCUCUGUGCCAUCGACUCGGUCAACCCAAAGAGCGCCACGGGUGGCUAUGUGGUUUACUCUACCUGCUCGAUUCUCGUCGACGAAGACGAAGCCGUGGUUGACUAUGCUCUCAAGAAGCGACCCAACGUCAAGAUUGUUGACAGUGGCGUGCAGGUCGGCAGGGACGGCUUCACGGCCUACCGGGAGCGGCGCUUCGAUGCGAGGAUGAACUUGGCGAAGCGCGUCUAUCCCCACACGCACAACAUGGACGGCUUCUUCUACUGCAAGCUGAAGGUCGAGCCGCACAAGAGCACAAAGACCAAGGCGGGCGAGGAGAGAGAAGGCAGGUCAGAGACGUCGACCUUCAAGAAUGGAACUCAGGCCGACAGGACUCAGAAGAAGAAGGGCAAAGACGCUUCAGCAUCGGUCUUUGACGACGAUGAAGACGCCGUGCUGGUGGAGAAGACCAAGCAGCGACAAGAGAAAGUGAAGCAGCGGCGGCGCUCGUCGCAAAAGAUGGAAGCCUCACCUGUCGACGACGAUGAAGACGAGUAGUGAAUGCAUUGAUCUCUCUCGCUGUGUUUCCUUCGCUUAGAAUCAUGCCAUCAAUACUACUGUG
This is a messenger RNA of Acaromyces ingoldii, 2329 nucleotides long. RefSeq names its product NOL1/NOP2/sun family putative RNA met. Gene Ontology annotation, cellular component: nucleolus. The record is from RefSeq and is a predicted model, not a curated record. Gene Ontology annotation, molecular function: RNA binding; rRNA (cytosine-C5-)-methyltransferase activity. NCBI's taxonomy places the organism in Eukaryota, Fungi, Basidiomycota, Exobasidiomycetes, Exobasidiales, Cryptobasidiaceae. The transcript has a single exon. Gene Ontology annotation, biological process: maturation of LSU-rRNA; rRNA base methylation. Bases 91 to 2265 code for a protein of 724 amino acids.